AUGAAACAAUUUGGAUUGGCAGCUUUUGAUGAGUUAAAGGACGGAAAGUACAACGAUGUAAACAAAACCAUACUAGAAAAGCAAUCCAUCGAAUUAAGGGACCAAUUAAAGGUAUUCCAAGAACGACUGGUAGAAUUUGCCAAAAGACACAAUAGCGAGCUUCAAGCUUCACCUGAAUUCCGCUCAAAAUUUAUGCACAUGUGCUCCUCUAUUGGGAUUGAUCCCCUAUCUUUGUUCGAUCGAGAUAAACACUUAUUUACAGUGAAUGAUUUUUAUUAUGAAAUAUGUCUUAAAGUUAUAGAAAUUUGUCGACAAACUAAAGAUAUGAAUGGAGGUGUUAUUUCUUUUCAAGAAUUGGAGAAAGUACACUUUCGUAAGCUGAAUGUUGGGCUCGAUGAUUUGGAAAAAUCUAUCGACAUGCUAAAGAGUCUAGAAUGUUUUGAGAUAUUUCAAAUUCGUGGCAAAAAGUUUUUGCGAAGUGUUCCAAAUGAACUAACAUCUGAUCAAACGAAGAUUUUGGAAAUUUGUUCCAUUCUGGGUUAUUCAAGUAUCUCCUUGCUAAAGGCAAACUUGGGAUGGGAGGCUUUGAGGAGUAAAUCGGCUCUCGAUGAAAUGGUCGCUAACGGUUUACUGUGGAUAGAUUAUCAAGGUGGUGCAGAGGCAUUGUAUUGGGAUCCCUCUUGGAUUACCAGGCAACUAUGA
This is a messenger RNA of Saccharomyces paradoxus, 702 nucleotides long. It is a transcript of the gene SNF8, whose product is annotated as ESCRT-II subunit protein SNF8. The transcript has a single exon. The coding region runs from base 1 to 702 and encodes 233 amino acids. The record is from RefSeq and is a predicted model, not a curated record. Lineage: Eukaryota; Fungi; Ascomycota; Saccharomycetes; Saccharomycetales; Saccharomycetaceae. Gene Ontology annotation, biological process: protein transport to vacuole involved in ubiquitin-dependent protein catabolic process via the multivesicular body sorting pathway. Gene Ontology annotation, cellular component: ESCRT II complex.